CGAUCGACAUGGCGGUGCCACCGCCGCCAACGACUCCAUGCUCAGCGGAAAAUGGAGUGGACGGGGGGUUCCAGAGAGUGUCGGACACGGUUCCAUCCAAAGGACCUCUUCUGAUCAGUACAUAUGCUCUCAAAUUUCGCGGCGUGGAGUCGAUGCCGGGGAAUCCCGAGGUGAACACUGCGUAUCCGAGCCUUGCGAUCGAUCCGAUCCACCGCAAUGCCGCAUACGAUAGCCACCGACGGCGCCAUCAGGUUUUGAUACUGUUCUGGUCGUUUCUCAGUAGCUUCUGCGGCAUUGGCAUUCUUGCUGCAAUCCAAUACAGCGCGAAUGCCAAGUUUGGAACCGGCGCCAAGUUGCAAUCGAUCAUCGGUUCGUUCGGUGCCUCAGCCAUCCUUACCUUCGGCGCGAUACAGUCGCCCCUUGCACAGCCUCGGAAUGUUGUAAUGGGCAAUACCCUCAGCGCAAUCGUGGGGGUUUCCGUCUCGAAGCUCUUUCUCCACGUUGCUCCUGGGGACGAGUGGAAAUGGCUCAGCUGCGCGCUUGCUGUGUCGCUCGCCCUCGUGGUCAUGCAAAUUACAGACACUGUGCACCCCCCCGGCGGCGCGACAGCCCUCAUCGCUGUCAUUUCCGGCCCAGAGAUCCAAGACCUUGGGUACUUGUACGUGGCGAUGCCGGUUUUUACGGGCAGCAUCAUCCUCGUCUUGGUGAGCGUGUUUCUGAACAAUAUCCAGCGCCAGUACCCACGCUACUGGCUGUACAAAGCCUAACAAUUCCAUCAAGGAUGGCCUGUUGUCACGUCUGUGCAGAGUGCUGAAUGGUAACUGGGAAUUCCACUACACACCCCCUUCUACCGACA
This is a messenger RNA of Aphanomyces invadans, 856 nucleotides long. RefSeq lists its product as hypothetical. The record is from RefSeq and is a predicted model, not a curated record. The transcript has 4 exons. Bases 9 to 767 code for a protein of 252 amino acids. NCBI's taxonomy places the organism in Eukaryota, Oomycota, Saprolegniomycetes, Saprolegniales, Verrucalvaceae.